AUGGACCGAGACACCUUCUCCCAUAUAAGUCUGUGGUGCCCACGCCCCUUUGGCACCUACUCUCAGAACAAAGCUAGGAGUCCUGGCACAGGGGGUAAUGUUUUAGCCGUAGGGGGGGCAGGUUCUUCCUCCCUCUGCAAGGGUGAACCCCCUCCUGGUAGCAGGAGGGCUGGGGAUGGCGCUGAAGAUGGAGGAAUUCUAGUGGGCGUGCAGGAAGAUACAGUAAAAGUGGAGGAUGUGGGUUCUGAGAACACACCACCUGAACUUAACUCGAACGCCUUGACACAAAGCCAGCCACCUAUACCCACAUCAUCUCCUUCACCACUCCCAUCUUCUGGGACCCAAAUGGAUGACGGACGAGUGCUUUUGGAUACCUGGUAUGUCAUUAAACCAGGAAACACAAAGGAAAAGAUUGCCUUCUUUGUGGCACAUGAGUUUAGUGGGGCAGGCCAACCCAGACCUAGUGCCAUGAAGGUUAAAGGUAAUUGGGCAACUGACUGCAGUAAAGCAAAAAGACGAAGAAGAUGCUCAUCUUAUGACCCUCCAAACCGCACGCACACCUCAGGAGCUCAUCUCAGCCGUGGCUCAUCAGAAGCACCCAAUGCAUCUCCUACCCUCAAUCAACCAACAAUGGAGGGGACGAAUGAAACUGACCUGCUGUCAGUGGCUCAGAUGGUUGCCUUGGUUGAGCGGAGGACAGCCAUGGCCCUGCAAGAUAUUGUUGCUGUUCAUGAAAACCAGCAGCAACCCUCAACUACCAGUCAGGAGCAGGACCUUAUACCUCACCAGCGCGCACUACUCCAGAAAACAGAAUCAAACCCCACUAAUAUGGCCUUCAUGUCUGACAGUUCAAAAGGCCAACCAUCCAAAGAAAUCAAGGAAUUAUCAUCUAUUCAGACGGACCAAGAGCUGGAGGAGCAGCAAGAGUCAUGUCGGGUUGCACAAGCCAUCGCACACUUUGAGUCUCAGAAUCUGGAGAAUCGCCUUCAUAUGGGGGCUGGUUCAGCUAUAAGCUUUUCAAAUCGAGACAGGGAGCUCAGAGGAGGAGCAGAGUCCAGUCGUGUUGCACCAUCUCCAACUCACAGCCACGGCGAGGUGAGGAUAGCUUUCAGAGUGUCAAAUCUUGAUCCACGUUCUCAGCUGGAGCCAGCAAGCCGUUCACGCUGUAUGUUUAUGAGUUGUGGAGGUGGGAGUAGCCAAGGAGCAGCCAGAUCUAAAGAGAAAAUUACCUGUGACCUCUACCAGCUUGUCAGUCCCUCUUCAAGAGACCCCAAUAGCCUGCUGCUCGCAGCCACGACUGCAGCCACUAAGCCAGACGGAGACCUCCAUCAUUCUGACAGGCAGACCUGCGGCAGCCCGGAAACAACCCAGGAACCUUCUUCUGGGGAGAAAAAGUCUGUGAGGGAGCGAGUGACUGGAUUUCAUGUGGAGGUUGUGGUUACAGGUGCUGUGGACCAAUGUGUGUUUUAUGGCAAGGACAGUACAGAGAAUGUUCAAGAAGAGACUGUAUGUUUUGCUAUGCCUGGUGGGGGAGGAACAGUUGGGGGUGUACCCACCUCUACUGACCUCUCAUCAGAGGAUCCUCCUCCAGGACAGCUCUUCUUCUUCCCACCCCCACGAGUGUCAGAAGAGGAAUCUAAUGUUUCAGGUUCAGGUAGAGGAUCAGGACUAUGCUCUUUGGACUGUGCCAAGAGCAGCAGCCCAGGAGCAGGGGUCAUGUGCUCAGGAGAGCAUACUCCGCGACCAGACUCUCCCCUAGCCAGUGUUGGAGAAGACUGUUCAGACCCAUCGUUAUGUCGCCUCUACCGCCACGUCUCUCAUGACUUUCUGGAGAUUCGCUUUCAGAUUCAGCGCUUGCUUGAACCUCGCCAGUACAUGCUGCUUCUCCCCGACCACAUUAUGGUCAAUAUCUUUAGUUACCUACCUACACACUCCUUGGCAGCCCUCAAAUGCACCUGUCACUACUUCAAGGUGCUGAUCGAGACCUACGGCGUGCGAGCUGUGGACUCUCGCUGGAAUCAAGACCCUCUUUAUCGAGAGGACCCCUGUAAGCAGUGUAAACGACAGUACGAACGCGGAGAUGUUUCACUGUGCCGAUGGCACCCUAAACCUUACCACCAUGACCUGCCUUAUGGACGUUCCUAUUGGAUGUGUUGCCGACGUACAGACAAGGACACACCAGGAUGCCGGGUUGGGCUUCAUGAUAAUAACUGGGUCCAGCAGCCUGCCGAUGGCUCUCAGCCAAUCCGGUCCAAGAGGGAGGUCCGACGGGAAGAGGCCAGGUAG
Messenger RNA from Nerophis lumbriciformis (worm pipefish), 2286 nucleotides. Lineage: Eukaryota; Metazoa; Chordata; Actinopteri; Syngnathiformes; Syngnathidae. The record is from RefSeq and is a predicted model, not a curated record.